AUGAAGGGAUCCGAACUCACAAACGGACGCAAGCAAACUUCCAGCAACAAGCACCAUACCAGCGACCACGGGUCAACGGCAGACAUAGACUUCGACGACAAGUACUUCGCCGAACGCCUACGACAAUCAUACCGCUCUCUCGCGGGAGGAUGGCUACGAAGGACCCUCUCAUCCCGAACACUUAAAUACAUAGAGCUGGGACGAGUGAGCCCAUGGAGUGGCUACUCCUCCUGUCGAGACUUCCGAUCUGCCCCUUCACCGCCUCCCCUCUUCUCAAGACUCCUCGCCAGAGGGAGAGGCCGCACAAGUGUGGACGACGACGACGCCUCACCAUUCACGGAGCACAACCUCAUGGACUUGUACCGGAAUCCUCCGAGCGGCAAGGCACGGUAUACGUGGGUCCACUGGGCAAGGAGGCUUGCCGCAAGUAACGAAAGCCGUACGCGCGAAGACCUAGCCUUCGACCCACUCUCGAUGUCAAACGACGACGGCAGUAGCAGCGGCCAGCACAACACGAUAACGAGCAUCCAAUUCGUGCACGGCUUCUCGGUCCUCCGCAUCGCGUCAGCGCUGGCCUUCAUCCUCGCGUCAUCGAUCGCCGCGGCACUGCUGUGGGUGUUCCUGGGCCGGAGCGGAUGGGUGAAUCUGCAGGCGGGGGGUCGGGGCGAGAGGGUUGGGCCUGGGGUGCUGGCGGGGAUCCUGGGACUUUUCGUCCAGUUGGUUUUGUUUGCUGCGUGGUUGAUACUUAUAUGA
Messenger RNA from Aaosphaeria arxii CBS 175.79, 753 nucleotides. RefSeq lists its product as uncharacterized. The transcript is spliced from 2 exons. Lineage: Eukaryota; Fungi; Ascomycota; Dothideomycetes; Pleosporales. The record is from RefSeq and is a predicted model, not a curated record. The coding region runs from base 1 to 753 and encodes 250 amino acids.